Carassius auratus (goldfish) is the source of this 5132-nucleotide messenger RNA. Its product is annotated as junctophilin-2-like. The coding region runs from base 446 to 2812 and encodes 788 amino acids. The record is from RefSeq and is a predicted model, not a curated record. NCBI's taxonomy places the organism in Eukaryota, Metazoa, Chordata, Actinopteri, Cypriniformes, Cyprinidae. The transcript has 6 exons. Gene Ontology annotation, cellular component: endoplasmic reticulum membrane; junctional membrane complex; sarcoplasmic reticulum.
CUUGUUGGGACUGCUAAAACAUAUCCACGAGCUCCAAGUGCAAGAGGGGAGGCUGGGAGAGUGGUUGAAAGCCAUGAAAGACCACUGGCUCGACAGUUCGGUUAAAGAUAAAGAUUAGAUCAUUGUAAACUGAAAAAUAUAUAAUGUAACUAAAAAAAAAAACAAUCCUCUCUCUGCCGAGUAAUUUCAACUUGAAACUUUAGCACAUUAAUUUCAUUUUUCAAACAUUAUUUAAGGAAUUACCUUUAUCAACAAAAUAUGCGCGUACACGACGAUUCUAGAAGUUCAACACAAGGAAAGGAUCUCCAAUCUCCAUUUUACGCAUCUGUGGAGUUUGACAGAUGGAUUUAACAGCGCCUGACAGAGACUGAGCCGUUCGUUAUUGUUGAUUUUUAAAGUCACAUCGGAAAGUUUUGAUAAGUUAGUGGUGAUUGCAUUAAGCGUGAUGAGCGGAGGUCGCUUUGAGUUCGAUGAUGGCGGAGCUUAUUGUGGAGGCUGGGAGGGAGGUAAAGCGCACGGGCACGGGAUCUGUACCGGACCUAAAGGACAAGGAGAGUUCUCCGGUUCCUGGAAUUACGGGUUCGAGGUGGUGGGAGUGUAUACCUGGCCGAGUGGAAACACUUACGAGGGGUAUUGGUCCCAAGGAAAGCGUCACGGUCUAGGUGUGGAGAGCAAGGGACACUGGCUCUACAAGGGAGAGUGGACGCACGGAUUUAAAGGCAGAUACGGGACGCGCAUCAGCCAGGCCAGUGGUGCCAAGUACGAAGGCACUUGGAAUAACGGACUGCAGGAUGGUUACGGCACGGAGACCUAUGCGGAUGCCGGUACCUUCCAGGGCCAGUUCACUGGCGGCAUGCGACACGGCUAUGGAGUACGUCAAAGUGUUCCCUAUGGCAUGGCAGCGGUGGUGCGUUCUCCUCUGAGAAACUCUCUGAGCUCCCUGCGAAGUGAACACAGCAAUGGGACACUCCUGCAACAGGACAUCCCAGUCAUCACUGCCACCAACGCAUCUGGUCAGGAGACCCUGGUCAACACUCCCAUGCCUCUGGGCCCAUCUCGUGGCGGUUUUGCCCUCACCCUGCAAGUGGACCCAGAUGCAGUCAAGCCCAAGAAGAAAGGCCUCUUCCGGCGUGGCUCACUUCUAGGCAAGCUGAAGAAGUCCGAUUCCCGCACUUCCCUCUCCAGCAAUAAGAGCAAGCUUAGCUUUUUGCGGAGUGGGUCAGCUCUCAGCUCCGCUGCCAGCGAUGCAAACUCCACCAUCAGCCUGGGUGAGAGCGAAGGAGAAGGUGAAGGUCAGGAGUUUCCCCCAGUGGAGUCAGACAUUGACGCCACCACCACUGAAGUCUACAUGGGAGAGUGGAAAAACGACAAGCGCUCGGGUUAUGGGAUCAGUGAACGUUCUAGUGGGCUUAAAUAUGAGGGCGAAUGGCUGAACAACCAACGGCACGGUUAUGGGUGCACCACUUUCGCAGAGGGUGGCAAAGAAGAAGGCAAGUACAUUAACAACAUGCUGGUGAAGUCUGUAAAGAAGAAGGUAAUUCAGCUGAAGGGUACUAAGAUCAAGCAAAAAGUGGAGCGCAGUGUGGAAGGAGCCCAGAGGGCAGCUGCCAUAGCCAAACAGAAGGCCGAAAUUGCCAACUCAAGAACAACCCAUGCUAAAAGUAAAGGAGACGCUGCAGAACAGGCCGCCCUAGCCGCCAACAAUGAGUCUAGUAUCGCUCGUGUAGUUGCCAGAGAGCUCUCUCCCUCUUUCCAUCAACCAGGUCCUGAGUAUAUAAAAAAACGAGCCUUGCAGGAGAUUGCUCAGAGCAAUGAGAAUGCAGACACAGGGAUGCACGAGCCCUUGUUAGCUGAAGAUUCCCUACCAACACCCCCAGAGAGCCCCUUCAUGAAUGAGCUGGAAAGUCUAAGACCAAGCUCCACUUCUGCACGCACCCCCUCACCUACUCCAGUCAUCGUUCCUCAGGCACAAAGCAGGGAAGAUCCCAACCUCUUGAGCCCCGGCAGCUGGAAUGGAGACAAGGCCAGUCGAGGCAGCGGUAGCAGAGGCAGCAGUAGAGCAGGUAGUAGGCCAAGCAGUCGACCCACCACCCCGUCUUCCACUCCUGCCGUUGCUCCCGCUCCAGAUGCAGGUCCUGAGGAACAUUCUGCUCCCAGCAGUAAGGUCCCAUCCCGUACCCCUAGCCGCCAGAGCGCCAAAGCAGAGCAGGGUUCAGACCUGGAAAUCAAAGCUUUGCAGAACAUGGACUCAGAGUCAAAAGUAGCAGAACCUGUCCCUGCUGCUACCCCAGUAAGAACCAAUCUCGUCCUCACCACCGACGAAGAAGAGUCACCUCCACCACCUCGCUCUGCCCCUAAGCUGUCCCCCAAAGCAGUCACACCAGAGCCAAAGGCAGCUCAAGUCAAACACAAAGAUGAAACAAGGGAGCCUGUACAUGAGCGCCCAUCUUCAAUGACAGAAAGCAAGCCUGAGUCUAGGACAGAAGUCAGGGAGGAGAAGAAAUUAACCAACAGAAUGGAGCCUAAACCUUCGCCAAAACGAGAACCAAGCCCUGCUCCAAAAGUUGCACCAAAGCCUGAGCCCAAGUCAGUGCCUAACCCAGAACAUAAACCUGUGGUCAAGCCGGUUGCUAAACCAGUUGCCAAGAUCGAGGCCAAAACUGAGACGAGGCAGAGGUCUCUUUUGAAAGCCCCCAGCGAAACAAUACAAGAACCUCUGGAGCUAGAUGAGGGGCCAAACACAAUAAUGAUCUGCAUGGUUAUAUUCCUGAACAUUGGUUUGGCAAUUCUUUUCGUUCACAUCUUGUCUUGAGAUGACAAAGCCUAAGCCAAAACCAUCCAGGUGAAAGAAACGACCAUGGGGAGCUGUGAGAAUGCACUGCGCUCCAUUAACGGCUCUGUUGUUGCGUUAUCCAGUUUCAGACCAGCCCUCCUAAGCUACUCUAAAGUUGGUUGUCAUCUGUAACUGGACUGAGUGCUCCUAAAUGAUCAGUGCAUCUCCUUGCCAGAAUGCUAUAGAAUAAAGCAUUUGUGCACAUUUGCUUUGUUUGUGAAAGGUACUACUGCAUUUAACAGUUCUGCUGAAGUCUAAUGCAGGUGAAACUGAAUAAUCUAUAAGGGCUAACUGAUGUUAAGUACAUUCGCAAUCACAAUACAUAUUCUAUAAAACAGAACAUGUCAUUUGGCAUGUAACAUUCAUCUUUGGAGAAUAAACAAAUAGUUAUGACAUUACGAAAUGGGUCAAUACUUUUUCUUCUGUUCAAUGGCUUGAACAAACAUAAAUUCCACCAGUGCACUAAUGCUUUAACACCAGGUAGUGGCAUUCAUCAAAAUCUCUGAUGCUGUAUGCAAAUACAAAUUUAAUGUCUUAAAGUAUCCCCUGCAUGAUAAAAGUCAACAUGGCUGAAAAAUAAAUUGCUAAAACACUUUUUUGGAUUUUCCAUGAUGAAAAAAGUAUUCCACAAUGAGAAUAUUCUAAUUAGAAAAUUAGGUCUAUGAAGAUGUAACAUGGUUAAUUUUCUUAAGCUAAAGCAUCCCUAUAGAGAAGGUUUCCACAAGUUGGCGUGAGAGUUUUUAAACAAGAAUCUAAAAAUACCUCUUCACUGAAUGGAAAAAGAAAAAAAAAGAAGGGGAAAAAAAUAUGUUGUGGCUAACUAACUCUUGUACUGUGAAUUUGUGAUAGUCCUGCCUUUUGUUUUGCCUGUAUUAGUCAUAAAACGGUAUGCAAAAGAUUUAAGAAUGUUCAAACCAGAUGGUGCAAGUGUACAUGUCCCACAUUUUUAUGCAUGUAUGUGCACAUUUGAGUGUUUUUGUAAAUUUCUAAAUCAUGGACAUUUUCAGAAACAUUUCAUGGUUUUAGCUAAUUUAACCCGUAUAGAGUAGUGCAUUACCUCAAAUUUGCAAAGGUCUUAUAGAAAAUAUUGUAACUGUGCAAAAUGUUAUUUAUUGAAUAAAUAAAGGGGUGUUAACGUUUUAUCUAGAAUAACUAAUUAAGUUUAAUUUGAUUAAGUGUUUACAGGUCCUAAUUCACCCGAAAUACAGAUAUUAGCCACUUGUUUCUCACAUGCCUCUUAAAUGUCUAAAAUCACUAGAUAUUUAAAGGGGUCCUAUUAUGCCCUUUUACACAGUCUUGAUUUUGUUUUGGGGUGUACUAGAACAUUCUCUCAUGCUUGGUGGUUCGAAAAACGCAUUAUUAUUCACAAAAUUCACAUAACCAUUACCUUUCUCCCCAGCCUGGAACAAACGGCUCGAUUAUAUCGGGAUUUGAUGAAGGCCCGCCUUACGAAAACCGAGAUAUGAUGUGAUUGGUUAGCUGUCCCUGUGCAUUGUGAUUGGCGAACAGCUUAGAUUGUGUUUUUUUUACUGUCGGCCCUUGCCAAAGCAGUAAGUUCUGUCUGCUCCUGUACAGUUAAAUGUGCUGAAUGUUAGUUUUUGACUGUACUAAAGCAUAAAAAUACCAUAAUAUGUUUGUAGAUAUUCAAGAAAGAUGCUAAGUUAAUAUAUUUGUCUAUCUGUAAAACAAUGCAACAGUCAGUUAGUCUUCUUUGAAAAUGUGCGUUCCGGGCUGGAAUGUUGGUCUCGGUUUUGGUUCGUGAAACCCUCCCACUGCCAGUUUACCCGACUAUAUUUCGGUCACCCGUGCUGCCAGUUGGCGGGAAACCCAGCAUGUUUCAUUUCAGUCAUUGAAAGCUGGCAAACGUUUGUGACAAAAUAAUGAAGUGCACUGAUAAAUUAUUUAUAAUAAACACUACAGUAUUCAAUUAAAAAAUAAACAUUUUUAAUUUAGAUUUCAUGGUGACAGUUUGACCCGUUUUCAGACACCGGGAAUAUUGAACAAGAGGAUCGCACAGAACCUUUGCAUGCACGCAUAUUGCAAGACAUAUUAGAGGAUAACUAGGGUUUGGCCGUGAUCCCACCACCACAUACCCCCACAAUCCGCCGGACACGAAUAUCGUUUUUGGAAACAAAAUUACGUGCCAAACCCCUACAGGGAAUAAAUACAUGAUUGGAGGAAAAUAUAUAUAUUUCAAUAUUUUCUCCCAGAGUUAUAUGAUUGGGUAAUACUGUAGGCCUAUAUAAAUUGCGGUCAUUGUGGAGCCAUCUGGCAUUGAAACUGCUUGAAAAAAAAAAAA